AGUUUCACAUCACUUUCAGGUAAAAUGGAUUCCUUUAGAGAACUUACAGAGCUACGAGGUAACCAAGGCAGAGAGGAAGAAGAGGAGGGAGUUAUAUCUGUAGAGCCUAUCACGAUUAUAGUGUCGCCAGCACUGCAGGACUUGUCGAAAACGUUAACGCCUGAGAGCAGCGCUAGUUCGAGCGCUAGGGACAACGGUGGCACCACCAAGCUUCAUCGUCCAGCAGCUCGUCCUUUGAGGAGACACCCAGCCACGAGAAAGGGACGGGGAAUGUGGUUGGCAAUGACCCAGAUCUGCCCGUGGGCGGUGCUUCAUCAUGAAGUAGUAGACAGCGCGCCCUCAAUAAGUGGGUACAAGAAAUUAGAGGAUAUGGUGAGGGCGUACCACAUUCCCCGGAUGAUAUUGCUCCGAGCAGGCGCAAAGAAUGAGAGGGCAUGUACCGUGUCAAGGACGGGCUGGAUACCAGUACUACGAGGUGGCUCUGACGCAGCUGACGCCCAACAGCAUAAGGUUCAUCAUAGGCUUUAUGCUGUUGUGUGCGAGGUUGGAGGUGCCAGCGAAGGCGAUAGUGUUCAGGUCGCUGUUCCAGUGUUGGCUGUGUCCCAACUCCAGAGGCGCAAAGUGGUAUUACCUCUUCAGGAGAGAAAAGAGCCAGCUGUUCAAGAACACUUAGAGGCCCUGGUUACCUCGAAGCAGCUCGCCGUGUUCGGGUUUGUUGACAUGGCAAACCUAUUCACAAAAGGCUCCCAAGGUCGCGCAACGGGCGACACUUCGCAAAGACAGACGCGGUUCGACGAGCGGCCACCUCCAGCGCCACAAUCACGCAGCUCGUCGCAUAGUGGCUCCAGCUUGGCGUCCAAGCCUUGCGCCGAGCAGCGGGUUGAAACUGUGGCCCCCAGUGCGCGCAGGCGUGCAUGUGAGGAGACUGACAGUGAAGAUGAGGUCCUUCUCAUGCGGCGUAGAACAAGUGGGGGGACUCAGCCCGCUCAGGCGGCUCAACCUGCGGCCGCGCGCUCAUCAAACACGCCAUCAGCCACGGCGCGGGUAGCAGCGGAGCCCGCAUCUGCGUCGGCCUCAGUGUCGGCGUCCAGGAUCGCGUAUCCAGACGGCUUCAGCUAUGUGAAGCCUGACUGCCAUCCCCCCAUGGUGCAAGGCAUGCAAAGCUUUGUGCCUCCCGUGGAUCGUCAGCGGGCAAGGACUUUUGUGCAGCAGCAUGGCGGGCAGGUCGCCAUGGUCAAGUUGAUGGACAAUAACGAGCUCAGCGCCAACUGCAAACAGUUGGCCACAAAAAAGACCAGUCUUGUGAAUGAUGUCAAUCAUCUGCAAGGCUUGGAGAUGGCCAAUCGAGCUGCUGCAGCGGAGAGCCAAGCAGAUGAGCUCGCAAACAGAAAUAAUGAGCUCAGGGAGGAGCUCGAGCGGGCUUGCGCCGAGAAAGGGAGCGGAAUCCAGGUGGUGAAGGAUGAGACCGCCCGCGUUGAGGAACGGGCCAAGAAAGCUGAGGCCGAAAGGGAACGUGCUCUGAAUGAGCUGAGCUCCCUUAAGCACCAGGUCGCCGAGGCCGCGAGGAAUCUCAACGCUGCUGAAGAGGCGCUGAAUGAAUUGAAGAUAUCUCACAGGCGCUCUGUCAGCAUCGCCCGCGCUCAAGGUGCAGAGUGGCUGGUGGGCUCGGCCGCGUUCCAAGACGCUGUGAUGGUGGCGUCUGCAAACAUGACCACGGAGAUCUACAAUGAGAUCCGUGGUAAGGUGCUGCACCAUCGCCCGGACUUCCCCAUAUGCGAGCUGGCGUUUUUUGACGGGGAGGACAUUGACGAGCAGGGUAAGAGCCUUGCUCCCCUCGCUGAUACGACGGUGUGGUUGAGAUGGGAUCUCAACGAGGAGGGUGUACCUGUCUGGCCUCCUUCAGUUCUAGAGGAAGGGGAGGAUCCAACGGGGCUGCCCUCCUUUGACGGAUGGGUGGAAGGGGCUCCUGUUGCUGAAUAGAAGCCAUCAAGCACUCCGCCAACCUCUCAGCCCGUUGUGGUGUCGGCCAGGUCGCCUGUCAGUGCACCAGCUCUCGAGCCCGCAGCCCGCUCGCCUCCAGCUCGCUCCUUUCCUUCAGCUGCUGAUGCGUCCAUGCCCGUCGAUCUGACGGAUGAUUAAGUUUAGGAUUUUUCCUGUUGAUCUUUUGUAUUUUUUUUUUGUUUCUGCAUUUUUGUAUUGAUCAAUGGAUUCAUUCCAUAUGUAAUUCAAAUGUAAACAUCCUUGAUGAAAUACAAACAUGAAUUUUGC
This is a messenger RNA of Rubroshorea leprosula, 2268 nucleotides long. The record is from the annotation of a GenBank genome assembly. Lineage: Eukaryota; Viridiplantae; Streptophyta; Magnoliopsida; Malvales; Dipterocarpaceae.